AUGAUAAUGAUGAUGCGCUACGUGCUGUGUAUCCUCGCUCUCCUGCUCUCAUGUGCGUGUGUGCACGUCCUCGCUGAAGAAGUGCCUGCCGCCGAUCUUUCCGACCAAGUCCCUGAUACGGAGAGUGAGACAAAGAUUCUUCUUCGAAGUGAUCCUGUUACCCAGCGUUCCGAGUGCACUGAUGGUGCUCCUCAAUGUGCGAAAGAUACAAUGGCACAUCAAGAAACACCUGGACUUGGUGCUGAUGGCAAAUGCCCUGAUGGUAGUGAACCUUCUGAAGGUGAGACAUGUCCGGAAAAGGCCGAAGUUCUUCCUGGAAACGUACCUGAGGCACCAAAAGAAGUUGUUCCAGAGAAAAAAGUACCGGUUGCUCCUCCCAAAGUACCUGAAGUUCCUAAAGAGGUGGUUCCUGAGAAAAAAAGACCACCUCCUCCUAAAACACCCGCAGUUCCUCCUGCAACAACACAUGAAGUUCAAGGUCAACUUGGAGAUGAUCGUAUUUCUGGUUCUCGUGACGGAACUCCUGAAAUGGGUGGCGUUGGUGAUCGUGGUCAAGAUGGUGGGACGGGCUCUUCCGGUUCUUCUGCUGGUGCUUCUGGUACUGGACAUAAUCAAACACCUGCUGAAUCUGCUGAACCUAGGGCAGAUCUCAAUGCGGCUGAUCCUGCGGGUGAGGUGCAAACUGAAGGGGACAGCAACAAUGCAGGAGGUGGAAGUGCGGCUAUCCAAGGAAGUGGAGCACCACAAACUUCUUCUUCUUCUUCCAGCAGUUCAACCACGGGAAGUGCUGGAGCUGCGGAUACUGAAACAACAGAGAGCGGAACUUCAUCUGCAGAGAGUGAAUCAUUAAACAAACAAAAUGAGGGAGGAAAUGCAGAAACCACCAUUACCACCACAACUACACCCAGUAAUGAGGAAUCAACCACCACCUCAACAACAACCACAACAACAACACUUCCUCCUGAACUCACAAACAACAAGAAGGGUGAUGCAGACAGCAGCAGCAGUAUCAGCAGUUCUGUGUGGGUACGUGUACCACUACUGAUUGUGGUUACACUGACCUGUAUUCUUGUGUGA
Molecule: messenger RNA, 1077 nt
Organism: Trypanosoma theileri
Lineage: Eukaryota; Euglenozoa; Kinetoplastea; Trypanosomatida; Trypanosomatidae
Product: titin
Exons: 1
Coding region: 1-1077 (358 amino acids)
Source: RefSeq, a predicted model, not a curated record